UGAAGGAGAAUCAUGAGCACUGUCCAGGACCUGUUCUGUCCUGCCUUUCCUUGCAGCUGAACCUAUUGUUGAAGGCGAUCCAGCUUCCCAACCCAUGUCCAGGACUCAGCCCUUGGGAGAUGGUGAGGUUACAGGUGUGUCUGCAGGGAGGACUUUCCCAGCGCCUGGGUUGGUUGCUGCACAUAAGCCUGGCUCCCAUCAGAGGGGUCCUCCGAGGGGGAGGAACAAAGCUACAGGAGUCAUGAAACCCCAUGAGCCAGCCAAACCCAUGAGGCAAAUGCUGAAGGAAAUGCUGCAGGGAGGGCAAGAGAAGGACCAAAGAGCUGUGCUGAAGGUGGUGUUUCCCGGAGGAAGCAGUGGCUCAUGGGCAGCCUCUGCUGCAGGAAGGGAGGCCAUGCCAGGCACAGUCCCAGGAGCCAAGCCUCUUGGUGAAGGUGAUCUGGCUUCUCAACCCACACCCAGAACGAAUGCUCUGGAAGAUGGUGUGUCUGCAGGGAGGACUUUUUCAGCUCCUGGGUUGGUUGCUGCACACAAGCCUGGCUCCCAUCAGAGGGAUGAGGUUCCUAGGAAGGCUUCUCCAUUAGAUUGGCUGCAUAAAGUUUUGAAGCCAUUGGAGUCUCCUGCAGGUGUGUCUGCAGGGAGGACUUUCUCAGCUCCUUUGCUGAUUACUGCCCACAAGCUCGGCUCCCAUCGCAGGGGUCCUCUGAGAGGGAAGAACAAAGCCACAGGACAGAAAGAAUCACUUGAGUCACACCACAUCCUGAAAGAAAUAGAGAAGGAACUGCUCAAAGGGCAUGCGAUGGACAGAGAGGCUCUAUGGAAGGCGGCAUUUCCUGAAGGAAAGGAGGCAAUUGCAGGCGUGGGCCCAGGCACAGGAGAUGCAGUCGGCACAACACAAGUUCCCGAUUCCCAGAAGGGCAUCAGAAGAGGUUGCUGUCAGGGAACACUCUGUUGGCUAGGAUUAAUGGCAGGCCGGCUUUUUUUGCUGCUUUUCUUCAUUUUAUGCUGUGUUGGAAUCUGGUAUGUCUGGAAGACAAAACGGGUCUUGUCCUGGGGAACCCACUCAGGCUGCAGCCAGUGCUGGCUCCCACUGAGGCUGCCUGGCCAAGAGCAGCCCCAGGAGCAGCAGGCAGAGGCAAAGCAAGGAGUGCCUCUGCAGCUUCACAAGUCCUGCCAAACAUGUUAGUCUGGGAGACCUGCACCUGUCUUCCUCCAUCUUCAAGCCAGUGUCCAUUGUCCCUGCCACAGCUGUAUUAUCAGCUUAUUGCUGUGCCACCACCACCCAGAACAGGGCCCUCUGUCCCUGAAGGUGCUGGCCCUGGUGCCUGGCCAGGCCUGAAUGUGGGCCCCUCCUGCCAGGGAAGGGCUUGAGCAACAUCUUUGGGCUUCUGCUUUGGGGUCUGGCUGGUACCACCAGCACUGGUGCAGCUGCUUGGCUGGCCACAGCCUUGGCUGGGCAGGCAGCAGCCGGGCAU
Cyanistes caeruleus (blue tit) is the source of this 1475-nucleotide messenger RNA. The record is from RefSeq and is a predicted model, not a curated record. NCBI's taxonomy places the organism in Eukaryota, Metazoa, Chordata, Aves, Passeriformes, Paridae.